Messenger RNA from Teleopsis dalmanni, 254 nucleotides. Its product is annotated as tetratricopeptide repeat protein 14 homolog. The record is from RefSeq and is a predicted model, not a curated record. Lineage: Eukaryota; Metazoa; Arthropoda; Insecta; Diptera; Diopsidae. Gene Ontology annotation, molecular function: protein binding.
GGUACCACAUAAACUAUCUAGUCCCUCACCAAUAUCUAAGCGUUGGGAACAUGAUAAAUAUAACGACAACCAGGAUGAUGGUCCAUCAAUUGAGGAAAUAGAUGAAAUAAUUAACAAAGCUCAAAAAGAACGCAAACAGGAGAUUAUAAACCGUGAUAAGGAUAUAUUGAAGAAACGUAAUUAAUAACAUUAGUAUUAUGGUAUCUAUUGUAUUAUGCAUCAAUAAAUCGCAUGUUGCGAUUGAAAUUUUUUAA